AUGCGCGCUGUGCGGCGGGGAGCCCGAUCUGAUAGGGAGCAGGGGCUGACACUACCCCCGUGUGGGCGGCGGAACGUCCCGAGGAUGACGUGCGGCGUUCUCGAAUCCCGUGUCUCGCUCGUUCGCUCGCCGCCGCCGCCGCCGCCGAAGGAAACGGGAAAAGCAACAAGGAGGGCAGGAGCAGGCGCGGCGCCAUGGCGGCCCUGGAGCGGCCCGUGCCCAGUCCCGAGGCGUUCCUGGGCCAGCCCUGGGCCGCCUGGGUGCGGGAGGCCGCCCCCCCGCACGCUCACGGCGCCGCCCCCCCGCACAGUGUAGAGCUAGAAGAGGCUGGAAAGGAGGGUGGAAAGAGCAGGGAGGUUAUGAGGCUUAAUAAAGAAGAUAUGCACUUAUUUGGCCAUUAUCCAGCUCAUGAUGAUUUCUAUCUUGUAGUGUGCAAUAUCUGCAAUCAGGUAGUCAAGCCACAGGUUUUCCAGUCACACUGCGAACGAAGACACGGUUCAAUGUGUAAACCUUCCCCUUCUCCAGCUUCUCCAGCCUGCAAUUCCAGGACAUCCCUAGUACAGAUGAAACCGAAAUCCUGUAUCAGCGGCCAUAACCCUGUCAGCAGCAACUCAAAGCCAUUCAAAACGCCCAAAGACAAUCUACUUACCUCCAGUAGCAAACAGCACACAGUCUUUCCUUCAAAAGUAUCAAGGGAUAAACCAUGUGUUCCUGUUCCAGUAGUCAGUCUAGAGAAAAUUCCUAAUCUAGUGAAGGCAGAUGGUGCCAACGUUAAAAUGAAUUCUGCAACCACUACCACCAUCACCUCCUCCUCAGCCUCUUCAUCCACCAUACCUGCUCCAACCUUGGUCAAAUCUGGUUUGACGUCUAAAUCAGUGCCGCCGUCACCAGAAAAGAUUCUGAAUGGCAAAGGAAUUAUAGCUCCUUCAAUAGACAAGAAACACCAAAAUGGCACUAAAAGCAGUAACAAGCCUUACAAAAGACUUUCAGAAAGAGAAUUUGACCCAAAUAAACACUGUGGAGUACUGGAUCCUGAAACAAAGAAACCUUGCACAAGAUCGCUCACCUGCAAGACUCAUUCACUUAAUCAUCGACGAGCAGUUCCAGGCCGUAAAAAACAGUUUGACAUCCUUCUAGCUGAACACAAAGCUCGAUCCAGGGAAAAAGAAGUUGCAAAAGACAAAGAGCAUCCACCGUCUGCAAGGGAAAGCUAUCAGAGCCAGCCCACACCAGCACAAGACUCUCUGUCAGGAUCCUCAGUGAACUCUGGGCAAGAAUCUAAAGUAACAUCUCCUGCAAAAUCUAGACCACCAAAUUCUGUACUUCCAAGACCAUCAUCUGCAAAUAGCAUAAACAGCAACAGUUCUUCAAACCACAGUGGGUACGUACCAGAACUGCCACUGCCUUCCAUGGGAGGAGAUCUAACCAGUAGAUUGUCCAGUGAUGAAGGAGAAGCAGAUGGAGCUGAAGAAUCUGAGAAAUUAGACUGUCAUUUUUCUGGACACCAUCCCAGACCUCUUGGGUUUUGUUCAUAUGGUAGUCGCUUAAUGGGAAGAGGGUACUACGUCUUUGACAGAAGAUGGGACCAUUUUCGAUUCGCACUGAACUCCAUGGUAGAAAAACACUUGAAUUCACAGAUGUGGAAGAAAAUUCCUCCUGCGGCAGACAGCCCCAUGCCUUCUCCAGCAGCACACGUCUCCACUCCUUUUCCCGCAUCAGUCUUACAACCUUUCAGCAACCCCAGUGCCGUGUAUAUUCCUUCAACACCUAUCAGUUCAAGAAUCACUUCUUCUUACAUAAUGACAUCAGCCAUGUUAUCAAAUGCAGCCUUUGUGACAACAUCAGAUACGAAUUCCAUUAUGUCACACACUACAGCUUUUCCUCAUGUGGCUGCGAGCCUAAGUAUCAUGGACUCGACCUUUAAGGCGCCAUCAGCUGUGUCACCAGUGCCAGCAGUCAUCCCUUCCCCAUCCCACAAGCCAUCCAAAACAAAAACCAGCAAAUCCUCAAAAGUAAAAGACCUGUCAUCUCGUAGUGAUGAGUCUUCAAGUAACAAAAAGAAGAAGCCGCAGUCGUCAUCGUCGUCAUCAUCAUCGUCUUCAUUAUCUUUGCAGACAUCUUCCUCGUCUUCAUUUUCAGGGUCCCACAAAAAGAACUGUGUCCUGAACCCCAGUUCAACUUUGAACUCCUAUCAGGCUACAUCUUCCUAUAACAGCAUGUCUGUGCACAAUACAAAUAACGGAACAAGCCCACUCAGUGCCAAAUCGGAGCCCUCAGGACGGACUUCAUUAUCAAGUAGUUCAACAGACUCAGUGAAACACAUGAGCAUGGUAGUAAGCAGUAUUGACUCUUCUAAUCUGUCUGUAUCUUCUCUUGUGCACCACUCAGGGGACCACUCCCUGGGGGCACACAAUGCAGUGUCUUCUCUACCCCUUUCUUUUGACAAAUCAGAAGGAAAAAAACGUAAAAACUCUAGUUCUAGUAGCAAAGCCUGUAAAAUCACUAAAAUGCCUGGUAUGAAUAGUGUUCAUAGAAAGAGCACUGCCAACCUUAUUUCUGCGGUGCCAGAUCCUACAAGCAGCUCCAUCUCUCGACAGAUUGGAAAAAAUAGCAGUGUAGCUUUGUCACAGUCCAGUCCUUCGAGUACAUCAAACCCAGUACACAACAGACAACAUUUAAUGAUUUCAGUGGGAAUUCCGAGUGUUCAGCAUCUUCCAGGAUCAGGCUCUUAAGGAAUCUAUACUUCAAUCAAUGCAUAGAGGAUUUUUGCACCAAACUGUGGUUAAUGUUAUCCGAGGCUCAGCACACGAAACCCCCCUGUCGUGGUGGAGUUCUCGACCCUUAAGAUCCCAGUACUCGAUACCUUCGGUAAACAGUUUGGCUUUGCAAGGACGGGCGUUGAGCAGAUUGGCUUGCAUUAAUAGAAUUGCACUGACAGUGUUUCUUAUAGGAUUACUGAAUAAUUUUUUAAUAAAAUAUAGAUUUUAUAAUCAGGAAGCCAAUACUAGGUACUGGAACAAUAGUACAGAGGAGUUAAUUUUUAUUUCUACAGUGUUAAAAGUGCACUUAUAUGCUGGUUUAUUUACAUCUGGGGGAAAGGCGAGAGACUGCAAAUAGGGAGAUUAUUACUACUUUCUUUUUUAAAAAAAGAAGGCUUAAGGCAAAUUUUAAGACUAAAAUGUUUAAGCAAUUAUAAGCAAGGCUAGACCCUUUGAAAAAAGUUUAGAAAUAUUCUUAAAAUAAAUUUUUAUAGUGUUAAUUUUGUAAUAAUUUAUGUUUUGCUAUACUUCAGAGCUAACUGACCGUAUAGUUUCAGAAACAGUAUGAAACUUAGGAAAGUUUAAGCAAUGUUUAUAUUUUUGAAAUGUUCUUUGAAUUAUGUUUUUAUUGUACAUUUCUUCAGACUGAAAAAUGUGUACAUAUCUUUGUUAUUUUUGCACAAUUUUUGUCUUGUUCAGUUUUAGGAGCAGUACUAUGUUGAUUUUUUUAAUUUAUUUUGAGUUUUAAAACUGCAGGAGUUUAAAAAUCUCAGUAACAAAGUCAUCCUCUGUAAUCGACGAAAUGCUAUUUCUAGUUGUUGAGGGAAAACGGUGGUUGGGAGAUUCGGUGGUUGCUUCUGAGAACUAAUGCUAAUCAGUGACUGAAGGAGCGAUUUCGUAGUUAAGGAAGCUUUAGCUCUUUCCACGCAUCUUUUAAUUGGAAAGCUGGAAUAUGGAGCCUGUCCUUUGAAUGCUGCUUUAUUUUUUUGUGUCAACUGGCUUACACCUGACAGCAUUUCAGGAACGUUCAGCGCCAAGUAAAAUCCCACAGCCUUUCGUCAUCAAAGAAUCAUUAUUUAAUUACAAGUAUCAAAAAUUUCAGCCUGAAAAGCGAAAUGGAAGUAAACAUUGGAAUAAAUGGAUAUAAACUGGACCAGCCUAUAAUGCAUUAUUAGUGUAGCAUUCACUCGGUGGUUCUUUUUCUUCCCCAUUUGCCUGAAAAUCUUGUGAUUUGUUUCCAGCAAUAGAGGCUCAGAAGCUUUGGUUGUUACACAUACGCAAUGCAUAGGCCCGUCAGCCAUAAAAAGCGACUUGGAUAACUUGUAUGCCUUCUUUUGUAUCGAUGUAACAAUUGUAAAUAGUGCUGAUCGACCUUUGUAGAGAAUAGUUUAUACAGCAUAUUCUAUUAUUGCUGAUUCUCAGUGAACUAUUGUUUUAAAAAAAAAGAAGAAAAAAAGAAAUUUUUCUAUUUACACCUUAUAUUUUGUUAUGCUGUUGACCCAUGGCACUUUAACAAAACUCUGUGGGUUUUGCAUAGCUGGUCAGUCAUGGGGUAUAUUAAAUAACUGUUGUUGCACAGAAAUGAAUUUGCACCUGCUAUAUUGUGCUUUCCUACUACAGAUUUUAGAACCUUUUCCAGAAGACUUUUGAAGAAAGCAUGUCCAAUCAUUCUAAGAAAAAAAAAUGCCAUACUUGUACAGCCAAUUUCUUUUCUACAAUCCAUAUUUUGUAACACUAAGUAUUUUCAUUCUUUGUCCUGCACCUUUAUGUAUUAGCAGUAUCAAAUAGAAUUCAUUCCAUGCUUGUGAUAAUUGUAAGCAGAAUAAAUGUCUAAAGUAGGUGUAAAUAGUAAAUUCUAUGGCUUACAGUUUAAAAAAGGAAAAACAGAACAAACAUGUAUCUGAUUGAUACUGCCAUGGUUCAACACCGGGCCUGGAGAUAUUCUCUAGUGAGCGAUUGUAUUUUUUUUUUGCUUUAUUAUUAUUAUUUUUUUUUUGUAACAUGGCUUUGUAAAUAAAAUAA
This is a messenger RNA of Oxyura jamaicensis (ruddy duck), 4781 nucleotides long. RefSeq names its product ataxin 7 like 1 (gene ATXN7L1). The record is from RefSeq and is a predicted model, not a curated record. The transcript is spliced from 12 exons. NCBI's taxonomy places the organism in Eukaryota, Metazoa, Chordata, Aves, Anseriformes, Anatidae. The coding region runs from base 195 to 2732 and encodes 845 amino acids.